GUAAGAAUGCAAUCAAAACACAUUUUAUGACACUUGUUAUUUUGAUCUCAUUUCAGAUAUGGUGUUCUCAAGGGUGUUGUCGAUGACCACUUUUAGAAGAGACUGAUCUAUUUUUGAAGGCAUGCUUGUUACCCUUCUUCGAGCUCAGGAACACACUACAAAUAGUGGUUGAAAUUAAUGAAAUGAAUGAAAUUAAUUUCUAUCGGAAUGCUGAUAACAUCCGGAGCUGCAUCUCGACGUCACGCAAUUCAGAGACCCUGAACAACUUGGAAGGUCUCACUGCAAAUACGCGGAAAUCUAUCUAGCCUCGCUGCGGACUUUACACGGAUCAUUCGUUCAUGGUUAGCAUACAUAGUGGUAGCAUGCCUUCGAUUGUUCCUGAUGAUCAUUAAUCAAACCGAUUCACCUGAGAUCAACAACAACUAUAACAUUGGAAUCUCUCCAAGUGUCUAGCAGAUAGUUGCGAGGAUGCGGUAUAAGGAGAUAGGACGACUUAACAUGACGAGUUCAUCUGAGCCUCCUAAUAAGUGCAGCGACUGUAGUGAGGUGUGAUUAUCUUGUAGGGAUUUCCAGAAAAAUUUGUCGCCGACUGCCUUCUGGGGAAUUACAUAUUUGUAAGGAUUAUGUUAUUUGGUCUUAAUACCUGUAUUAACAGGAGCUCUGAGUCAUUGAAAAUUAUGUUUUUACAUCGAAACAACCGAAGUGUGACAAGCUGCGUUUGGGACACACAUCUGCAAGGAACCAAUACAAUUUGGAUGUCAUAAAUUUUUCAAUUAACUCAGCAUUUCUAUCACCUCAAGAGUGGUACUUAGGUAAUCAUAAACUGGAACCUUCUUCUCGUUAACCUUUUGUUGGAACCUUAAAAAGAAAUACGGAUCCCAACUAUGCCGACUGUCACUUUCAUGUAAGGUGCCGAAAACAGCGAAUAGCACAACUACAGCCUUCUUAUUUUUCGAAAUACAAAGUAAUUUGGCCAUCGUCUUGAAGGCGCUCUGCGACUUCAUUCUACCCUUUGGAUUUAUAAGUGGUAUCCCAUCAAACCUUACUGAUGAUUGUGAAACAGAACGCACAAGAUCGUUAUUCUUGACUUGAAAUCGUCUUCCAUUCGGGCCAGCAAAUUUUCCACCAUGAGUGCUCCACAGAUCCUAAUCAACGGGUCCCUAGCCCAGCCCGAGACCAUGCACCCGAAACUCUUAAUAACCCGGGACCUCGGCACGAUCGAAGAGGACGAGGAGGUCGCUGGCCUGAGCGAACUCAAGAAGAUGACGACGCGAUUACGUCUGUCGACCAGGAGACCGUCGAUUAUGCAAUGGAGGGAGAAUCUAUCGAACUUUCAACAGAACAUGGCCUUGGUUAGGCACUCUGGACUUGAUAGCGAUGAAAGCGAUGAGGGAUGCGACGACGACGUCGAUGGGAAAUCGGACGACAGUGAGAUUCUGACAGACGAUCAGGAGAGGAGAAAAAAGGUCGAUGAUGCCAUUGCCUGGAUAAGGCAGGAAUUGAUGGCAAUGAAGUCCCAAGAUCACCAACUCGCCAUGCAACUCAUGAAGCUCCGCGGAGAGAUCCAGGCGCUCAAACUCGAGAAAACCAAUGACGAGCACCGAGAAUUAAUAGAGGGCGCCCGCUACAGCAUAGUGGAGGAGAGUGCCGAGCUAAAGAGUGCGCUAUUUGAUUUGCCAAUGAACAAUAACUUCUAUCCAAUCGCGGCUGGGGAGGAUCCAUUGAAAGGCAUGGGGGUGACGAGGAUGAAUUUGAACAGUCGGAGAUUCUCGUUACGAUAGCCGAGUUUGUGAUUGGCUAAUCCGGAGGUGUGCUUGGUCAUAUGACUUUAAGUAAUUGCAAUAAUAUUGACCAAGCUGCACCGACUGCUUGCCUGCCGUGAAUGAUAUUCAGAUAUCAGAACCUUGUGAAAAUGAAACAAUGACGAAACAUGAUGGUUGAAUAAAGUCUUCUCAAUGCGAUUGAUUGUGAAAUAGGCCUACUUGCUUUCCAUUGAAUUGGAUAUUUUCAAAUAAAAAAGAAGGAACGAGGAAAUGAUCAUUAUGUCAUGUAUGUGAACUUUUUUUCAAGAUCAAUGUUUUACCAACGGAAGUGAUUUUUUCUAAAGAUAUUAACGGUAAAAAGAACGGUAAUUAAUAUUCAUCUAUGGGGCAAAUUCCAUUUGUAUAAUUUUGCUUCUCGAAGGCUACUUUCCCAGCCUGUCCUUCAUAAUAAAUAUUUUGUUAUAGUGAACCAUAUUUCAUCUUUCUUUUAGUUUUUAGAUAAAGUAAGCAGUCCUGAAAGUAAGAAUACAAUAACGAGGCUCUACUUGCUACUACUAUCCACUAACAGGGAGUAAAUUCAUUAUUUUUGGAAUGAUAGACUUAGUGCAUGACCAAAAACACAUUGAAACGAGAAAGCGAAGUGAUCGAGAUGUUUUCAUUUUUUAUGUAUUUGAAAUCGAAAUGAAAUGAUCUGGUAUAUACAUUUACGUCAACAUUUACGAAGAAAAUGAGGGGUGGAAAUAAUUAUUGAUUGUGUAGGGGAAAUUACCACCAACACUCCCUCUCUCCCCCUCCCCCCCCCCCUGCGUAGGGUCAUGACUUGUUUAUUAUUAGAUGAACCUGAUUCAAUCGAGCAUAAUAUGAAUGUAAUUGCGAAUACAAGAUGAUCUUUAAUAUCAGUUACAUAAAAUGUUGAAUUAGCAUCUGUGUAAGAUUUCAUGUUUUAAAGUUACGAUUGGGCUUCCGAAUACAAUGGACAAAGUUGAAUUCAGUUUUUGUUUAUCAAAAAAAAUCAUGAAAGUUUAAAUUGGGUUAUCGCAUAUUAAUUAACGUAGUUUACAAAUUGAUAAAACCGAUAUUGUUGUAUGAUUGCAAUAGGCAAACAUUUUUAUUAUUUGGGAUCUACCUCUUUGUAAUAUUUUAUCGUCUGUAGGGGGUUUUCCCCAGAUAAUUAUGUGUAUGGAGUGGUGUAGAACCAAUACGGUUUUAAAGUAUUUAUCACUGUCUUUGUGGACAUAAAAUUUAUAGACCUAAGUCCAUUUAUAUCAAAGUGGAUUACUGAAUUUAACUCACAAGACAUUACGAUUGAUAUUUUCUUUGUAUGUAAAUAAAAAUAACAAGAAGAUUUCGUUUUUAUGUCUGGUACAUGAAUUAAGUUAUUUUUGUAUUUUAUUAUACUAAUAGGUCUCAGAGUGUUUCACGGUAACUUUCAAUUUCACUUCUUCAAAACUAUGAAAAGUGACGUAUAAAUUGUAUAUCAAUUUAAUCAACUCUGCCAAUGGUGCAUCUCUUUCUCAAACAUUUUUGUUUUACUAUAUGUACGUUCCUAAUAUUGCAUUUACAUGUCCCAAACUGUAAUAACGUCACAACUUUAAUUGGCAGUUUUGGAUAUGUUUGUUUGCAAUCCCUUUUCUAACCCGGUAAACGUACCAACAAGUAAGACAUCGACAUGAUAGAUUAUGACUUACAAGCAUGAUUUUAUUUUAUUAUUUUUUUUUUUUUGGUCUGGGGAAAAUGAUAUUGACAACACAAUGAAGAAAAAAUACCUUAAUAACAUAUUUCUAUUCUUACAAAAAGUAUAUAUUUGUAUUGAAUAUGAUUUCUUUUUCAUUAUUUCUUAUUUGUCUUGAUGAGGAUUAUGACAUUUUAUGGUUUACAAGCUUGAUUCUCUAUAUGAAAUAAAACAUGCCAUUACAAAGGUGA
Molecule: messenger RNA, 3686 nt
Organism: Lytechinus pictus (painted urchin)
Lineage: Eukaryota; Metazoa; Echinodermata; Echinoidea; Temnopleuroida; Toxopneustidae
Product: protein FAM167A-like
Exons: 2
Coding region: 1128-1781 (217 amino acids)
Source: RefSeq, a predicted model, not a curated record